AUGACUUAUUCUAUAUUAACACGUUCACUGCUGAAAACUGAUGUUUACUGUGCAUAUCUCACGGUAUUAGUUACGUUCGCGAAGGGUCAAAAACAAACGCCGUUCCUUCUUUUGAAGCAUUUCAAGUACAUCAAACAUCGAAGUUCGCAAAAUUCCACGUAUUGGAAAUGCUGGAUGUACGACACGGGUAGAUGUAAAGCCAGAUGCACCACGUACGUGAACAAUUCCAUCAAGAUUUCGGGCGAUCAUAGUCAUAUGUUCAAACCUAUUUGUGAUUUAAAUGUUAUAUGUCAAGAAUUGUAUAAUGUUGUAAAUUAAUUUAUUGUUUAAAAACUACGGUUUUGUUUUAUUUAUAAAAAAGAUGUAACAGUAA
Psylliodes chrysocephalus is the source of this 373-nucleotide messenger RNA. The record is from the annotation of a GenBank genome assembly. Lineage: Eukaryota; Metazoa; Arthropoda; Insecta; Coleoptera; Chrysomelidae.